AUGACCCAACUAGAGAUCAUAUACAGCGAUGGGACUUCUCAAUCCCCUGGUCCUGCCAUAAAGGCAGAGAUAUAUGAUGGAGAAAAGUACGAUGCCAACUCUAAGAUCCACGGAUGGUCAGAGUACCUGUCCGAAGCGAACCCGGUCUUUUUGAGCUCCGGCUGGGAGCAAGUCACGGUACUAGAGCCGUUACCUGACUCAGUCAACAUCACAGCAGGCUUCGCGGAGCCAAUUCGCCCUAUUCAGACUCUGAAGCCCGUUGAUCUAAUCACGACUCCGGCGGGCAAGAAAGUUAUUGAUUUCGGCCAAAAUCUUGUUGGAUAUGUGAGACUCAAGAGGAUAAUAGGCCCAAAAGAUAGCCGAGCCUCACUGAGACACGCCGAAGUGCUCGAAAAUGGUGAACUGGGCCUUCGGCCGCUGCGUGUCUGCGAAGCGAUGGACGAAUAUGUAUGUGAUGGCGGUGUUGAGACUUCAUGGGAGCCUAGCUUCACUUACCAUGGCUUUCGAUACUGCCAGAUCGACGGCUUGUCUGAGUCAAUCAACAUCCUAGACUCUAUCGAAGCUGUCGUCUGCCAUAAUGAUAUGGAGUUGGCAGGAGAGUUUACUUGCUCAGACCCGAAGUUGAACAAGCUCCACGACAACUCACUCUGGAGUAUGAGAGGAAACUUCUUUUCGAUCCCGACUGAUUGUCCUCAGCGCGAUGAACGGUUGGGAUGGACUGGAGAUAUUGCCCAGUUCGCUUCAACCGCUGUUAAGCUCUAUGAUUGUUUCGGCUUUUUGAAGGAUUGGAUGGUCGAUGUUGGACAUGAUCAAUACAGGCGCAAUGGCAUCCCAGCCUAUGUAACACCUGACAUUCUAGACGAUGCCGGGAUUUGGAGCCUCAUCUUGCCGGUUGCGAUCUGGCAUGAUGUUGUCAUCCUUGUACCUUGGGCUCUGUAUGAAACUUCAAGCGAUGUGGAGGUCCUCAAGGGUAAUUACAAUAACAUGAAGAAGUGGAUCGAUUCCAUUCCCAGGGAUGAGGAACGCAAGCAGAAGCUCUGGAACAGGACAUCUUUCCAACUUGGUGACUGGCUUGAUCCUACUGCACCGCCUGACCAACCCAUGGAUGGUCAAACAGAUCCUGUGCUUGUUGCUGACGCAUUCUUGAUCCAUUCGCUCGACUUAAUGGUUUCCAUUGCGACCGUUCUCAACGAGCAGGAAGAUGCCCAGGCUUAUAACCAAGAGGCGACUACCUGCCGCCAGCAGUUCAGUGAUGAAUACAUCUCCUCUAAUGGCCGUAUCAGUUCCGAUUCCCAAACGGCCUACGCGUUGGCAAUAGUAUUCGAUUUAUUGCGAAGCCAAGAGCAGAUGUCGUAUGCGGGACGGCGACUUGCAACAAUCGUGCGCCGCAACAAGUUCAAAAUUGGCACUGGGUUUGCUGGCGCCCCAUUCCUUUGCGAGGCUCUUUUCCGUGCCGGCCACACUUCUGUGGCAUAUGCAGCCUUGCUCUGUGAAGAAUGCCCUUCGUGGCUUUAUCCCCUUACAGUUGGUGCUACAACUAUGUGGGAGCGGUGGGAUAGCAUGCUGCCUGAUGGCAAGGUGAAUCCCGGAGAGAUGACAUCCUUCAAUCACUAUUGCUUUGGCUCCGUCGUCUCUUUUCUCUACGAAAGGCUCGGGGGGUUACAGUGCGCUGAACCAGGUUGGAAGAAAAUUCGCUUCGCACCUCAGCCUGGAGGCGGUAUCACAUCAGCGCACGUGAAGCAAUUGACGCCUUAUGGAUGGGUGUCUGCCCAAUGGAAGAUUGAAGCCGGCAGCUUAAAGGCUGAGUUGACCGUUCCAAACAUGGUUGAAGCAGAGGUUGUGCUUCCAUUUGCUGCAGGAGACAAGGUAGUCGUCCUUGGAGGUGGCCACUGGUUAUUUACAGGCAAAUAUCGCGAGCGCAUGGUAUGGCCGGUUGAAGCCAUCGCAGCCUUUCCUAGCCUUGAGCCUUCAAAUGGACCAAGGUGA
Fusarium odoratissimum NRRL 54006 is the source of this 1986-nucleotide messenger RNA. RefSeq lists its product as uncharacterized. The record is from RefSeq and is a predicted model, not a curated record. The transcript has 3 exons. Gene Ontology annotation, biological process: carbohydrate metabolic process. The coding region runs from base 1 to 1986 and encodes 661 amino acids. Lineage: Eukaryota; Fungi; Ascomycota; Sordariomycetes; Hypocreales; Nectriaceae.